Aethalodelphis obliquidens (Pacific white-sided dolphin) is the source of this 2159-nucleotide messenger RNA. RefSeq names its product tubulin polymerization promoting protein family member 2 (gene TPPP2). NCBI's taxonomy places the organism in Eukaryota, Metazoa, Chordata, Mammalia, Artiodactyla, Delphinidae. Gene Ontology annotation, cellular component: microtubule. The coding region runs from base 1527 to 2069 and encodes 180 amino acids. Gene Ontology annotation, biological process: positive regulation of protein polymerization; microtubule polymerization; microtubule bundle formation. Gene Ontology annotation, molecular function: tubulin binding. The record is from RefSeq and is a predicted model, not a curated record. The transcript has 4 exons.
GUCCCCUGCAAUGGCAAGUGGAUUCUUAACCACUGUGCCACCAGGGAAGUCCCAGGAAAAGGGUUUUGUUCCUAGGGUAAACCCUAUGAAGAGUACAACAAUGGAGUACUUGAGUGGUAAGGAGGGGCAUUCUAUCCAGGCAGAGAGAGAUCAUGAAGGAAAGUUUUGGGACAGAAAUACACAAGUUACUAGGAUGAAUUGAAUAGUAGCUACUAUGUGCAAGGUAAUUCCCAUAUAUUAUCCCCUAAUACUAUAUAAAGUAAGUACUAUUGUCCUCACUAUACAGAUGAAGAAAUUAAAGCUGAGAGAUGUUUAGUGACUUGCCCAAGGCCACUCAGCUAGUAGAUGACUUACCUAAGACUGAAAUCCCCAGAUUCAUUCCACUCCAAGGUUAUUCCCUCUCCACUAGGCUUCAGGUAGCUUCUGAAGCAUAUAAUGAUUAGGCCAUUAUGGCCCCAGAUGAAGAGUAAUGUUGAUGAAAGGUGGGUGAUGUUUGGUAAGGUAGAGUGGAGCCAAGUGUGAAGGUCCUUGAAUGACAGGUAAAAAGGUUUGGCAUUUCAGAAAGGUUUGAAGAUCCAUAGAGUGUUCUUGAGUAGGAGCAAUGGAUAAAUAAUUGUUCUGUGAAAAUUAAUCUGAUGGGGGGUUUAAAAGAGAUGGAUUAUGGGGUGGAUAGGGGUGAAGCAUUUGACUUAGGAAAGAGGUCAUUUAGAAGCCAGGAUAAUCAACUAGAUAUGAGAUGACAGGGACUUGAAUAAAGUGUGGGAGGAAUAGCAAUGGAAAGAAAGGAGUGGAUUUGUAAGACAAGGGAGAUUAUAGGAAUCGGUGACUGAUUAGAUGGGAAGGAGAGGAAAGUCACCAACCUAGUUCCUCUCUUUUAGGGGCCCUGAAGUUCGUUCAUCUGUAUGGUUUCCAGCCAGAGAAAAGGCCAAAGAGAAACCCCUUCUGAAAGAAGAAACAACACAUUUAGAAAAAACUGAAUAAAAUUAUAGCAUUACUUUAAAAGAAAAGUCGGGGGGUGGAAUUCCCUGGCGGUCCAGUGGUUACUCAGUGCCUUCACUGCCGGGGCCAGGUUCAAUUCCUGGUCGGGGAACUAAGUUCCCACAAGCCAUGCGACGCAGCCCAAAACAAACAAACAAAAAAGGAACAUCCUUGACCUGCACAGAAAAUUAUCUAGAGUCUGAGGCUCAACCUCACCCUGACCCACCCAGAUGUGUGACCCUCCAAGGCCCGUGCUCUUUCCACGUGGGGCCCAACUGUGGAAGCCACUUAAGCUCCUAUUACACCUGGUCUGCCAAACCCAGCGGGAUUCUCCAUGUUGGUCACGAACCUGGGCCUGGAGACUAGAAAACAGGACAAUGUUGGACUGAUGUCAACCUGUUUCCAUUAACUCCUUCCCUGAGCUCUCCUCAGCUUUUGUUGAGGGACAGAGCAUAAGGCAAUUUGAUCAAGACCCAGAGGACUGGGUCAAGCGGGGCUGAAACCAUGAGGGAAGCUUGAUCACCUGCAGAGAUCAGGAGGUUGGCAACAUGCUCAAUGCAGCAUGCAAGUUGACCAUGGCAUCAGAAGCAGAAAGAACAUUCCAGCGGUUUGCUGUCUUUGGAGGAUCGUCAAGCAGUGGCACUGAAAUGAACAACAAGAACUUCUCCAAGCUGUGCAAAGACUGUGGCAUCAUGGAUGACAAGAAGGUCACCUCCACUGACGUGGACAUCGUGUUCAGCAAAGUCAAGGCCAAGAAUGCCCGAACCAUCACUUUCCAACAGUUCCAGGAAGCAAUGAAAGAACUGGGCCAGAAGCAGUUCAAGGGGAAAAGCCCGGAUGAAGCCCUGGAGAACAUUUAUAAACUCAUGGAGGGCAAGGAGCCAGCUACCGCCGGUGUUACUAAAGCAGUGACGGUGGGAGGGGUGAGCCACCUGACGGACACCAGCAAGUACACGGGCACCCACAAGGAGCGCUUUGACCAGAGCGGCAAGGGCAAAGGCAUCGCGGGACGGGAGGACGUGACUGACAACUCAGGCUACGUGAGUGGCUACAAGGGUGCUGGCACCUAUGAUAAGAAGGGCAGCAACUAGGGAGUAGCGUCAUCUUAGCCUGCCGGCCCUCGACCCUGCAUCUUUAACACCGGGAAGCUUGGGGGACAAUAAACAUCUGUGUGUGCAGCA